Vigna unguiculata (cowpea) is the source of this 1002-nucleotide messenger RNA. RefSeq lists its product as uncharacterized. NCBI's taxonomy places the organism in Eukaryota, Viridiplantae, Streptophyta, Magnoliopsida, Fabales, Fabaceae. The record is from RefSeq and is a predicted model, not a curated record.
UUCACAAACACAAAAAGGUACUCGUGAUUCUAUUUAAAGCGAACCUUUAGAACAGAGAGAAAAGUGUGCCUAUAUGUUUUCACGCAUUCAGUGCCAGCCACAGAUACAAAUCGUUGCGUGUGGUUUAUUGUUGGGGGAGAAGAACAAUAAAGUGGAGACAUUAAAACCCUCAAAAGGGGUAUUUCAGAAACAAGAUUUGGUAGGAGAUGGAACACCCAAACUAUAAGGUUGUCGAAGCUGCUGAUGAUAACAAGGAACCACUUAAUGACUGUGCCCUUGCUCGUUCCUUUUCUUUUUCUGAGUCUGAAUCUGAGUCUGGAAUUUCAAGUGCUUCGUGGUCGGAUUCUGAUUCGUUUGAAGAAGUUACAUCCUCUGUUUCUUCUUCUUCUUCUUCGACGGAUCAAUUCGCAACAGAACCUUUGAAUGAUAUGUCUUCUUUGAUUCAACAACUCCCUGUCAAGAGGGGGCUUUCAAAGUAUUACCAGGGAAAGGCAGAGUCUUUCACUUCAUUGGAAAAAGUGAGGAGCUUGGAGGAUCUUGUGAAGCCAGAGAAUCCAUACAAUAAGAAGUUCAAGUCUUGCAGAAGCAACAAUGGAGGGGUAAUGGGUGAGUCUGAGAAAGCAAAGUGCAGUACUUCUUCUUCUACCAAUGGUGUUAUCUCUAAGCAGAGUUCUAAAAGAGGAAGUGAGAAGUUAAUGGUUAGAAUACCUCCAAUGGUACCUCGUAGAUCUUCUACUGCCACCACCCUUCCUAAUCAAACUGUUUUGUUUGUUUGAAAGGGGUGGAAGAAACAACUUGGGAUCUAAUGGUUUUUUAGUUCUUUUGGUAGAUUAGUAAGUUCAGAGUUUUGGUUUUAGAAAUUUUCAGUCAUAAUCUUUAAAAAUGUAAUAAUUAGUGAUAUGUUGAUUUAAUUAGUUUUUUCGUUUUUUGUUCUCUCAAAGAAAUCGGAUAAGAAGCUUAAGUUAGAACAUCCACUGUGAAUAAAAUGGUUAUUAUAAAAGA